Aspergillus puulaauensis is the source of this 1419-nucleotide messenger RNA. Its product is annotated as cytochrome P450. Bases 1 to 1419 code for a protein of 472 amino acids. Gene Ontology annotation, molecular function: monooxygenase activity; iron ion binding; heme binding. The record is from RefSeq and is a predicted model, not a curated record. The transcript is spliced from 6 exons. Lineage: Eukaryota; Fungi; Ascomycota; Eurotiomycetes; Eurotiales; Aspergillaceae.
AUGGCCAUGCUACAACUGCUACAAGCACUUCGCCCUGCAGCGAGCAUUACGUGGCUGGGACCUAUUGCCAUACUGUCCUAUCUCAUCGCCCGAAGUAUCUUGAGGAUCCUGUUCCUCUCUCCUCGUAAUAUCCCUGGACCCUUUUUGGCCCGGUUCUCGAGGCUGUGGUAUCUCCGGCAAAUCCUCAAGGGGGAUUUCGAAAAGACCAAUAUCGCAUUACAUCGUCGCCAUGGCUCGAUUAGCCCGUGGUACUUCGCCUCUGGGAGCCCAGAUGGGAAAACGUUUGAUCUCUUCACCGAUCCCUCACCUGCGCGGCACGCUGCAAAUCGGCGCAAAGUGGCAGCACUCUACUCCAAUACCAGCUUGCUCAAGAUGGAGCCGGCCGUCCACGAAUGUACCAAGAUUCUGGUGGAAAAUUUCAAAAGAAUUGCGGAAAGUGGCGAGAGCGUCAAUGUUCAGUUCUGGAUGCAGUGCUACGCGUUUGACUUGAUCGGGCUCAUCACUGUUUCGCGACGUUUCGGUCUACUCGACAACGGUGAAGAUAAUACCGGGAUGCUCAAGUCUCUCCACACCUAUCUGCGGUACUGCGCCAGUGUUGGUGUUUAUUCCGAGUUCCAUCCUUGGCUAUUCAGGGCUCUGCUCGUGUUCGGGACGAGCGGAUUCUCUCAUAUGAUCAGCUUUACCGCGCAGCAAAUUUCCCACCGGAAGAGUUUAUCCGGGGAAGACGACUUCCUGGGAAAAGUGCUGGCCAUGAAUAAAGAGAGCCCGGGGAAGUUUACCGAUACCGAUGUUUUCCUGACAUGCAUCACGAACAUCGGCGCGGGAAGCGAUACCACGAGCAUUAGCUUGACUUCCAUCCUAUAUCACCUUGUGACAGAGCGCAGGUGUUUAGAUAAGUUGCGAGCUGAGAUCCAUGAGCAUGAAUCAGCUGGAAAUCUUUCGCAUCCGAUCACGGUGAAGGAAGCGCAGAAUCUGCCCUACCUCCAGGCCAUCAUCAAGGAAGCCCUUCGGCUGCAUCCAGCGACGGGGCUACCCCUAGGGCGUGUGGUGCCAGAGGGAGGAGCCACUAUUGCGGGACAGCGUUUCCCAAAAGGCUCCGUCGUUGGUAUCAAUACAUGGGUGGCACAUCGGAACAAGGAUGUUUUUGGGGAAGAUGCCGAGGUCUUCCGCCCUGAACGCUGGCUAGAAGGCCCAGAAAGGGCCCGCAAGAUGAAUGAAUACUUUAUUCCCUUUGGGCAUGGAUCUCGUACCUGCAUUGGGAAAAACAUCAGCUUGAUGGAGAUCUCCAAGCUGAUUCCAGAACUGGUAACCCAGUUCGAGUUUACGCCGGCUCACCCAACUCGCCGGCUGACUACUGAGAAUGUGUGGUUUGUGAAACAACUGGACAUUGAGGUCAAAGUGCAUUUACGGGCGACAUAG